UCUCCUCCGAUCAAAAACAAAUCCUCUGAUCCUCUUAUUUUUGAUGAUGGGAAGAAGAAUUCUGUAGGGAGGACAAACAGAAAAAAGGGGUUUUCGUUUCUCUUCUAGGGUUUGUUUUUCUGUACCUUCUCUGUUUUUUUUCGUUAUUUUCAGAAGGCGAACGAAGUUUUGAUUCGUUACUCCAAAAAUCUAACUGUUGCAGCAAACAGAAUCAAAAAUUUUUUUAGGAUUAAAUGAUGGAUUCUGUUGAAAAUCAACAAGGGUUUAAUGAAGAACAAGUACAUAGAUUAGAACCAGAAUUACAACAUCAUCAACAACAACAAGAAGAAAUUGUUCAAAAUAGUCACAACGUUGAGGAGGAGGAGGAGGAGGAGAAUAAUAGAAACCCAGUUUAUGAUCAUCAUCAUCAUCAUCAAAUGAACAACAGCAACCCAUCACAAGAAUCAACAGAACCAGUACAGUACUUGUGUUUGAAAGAAGAACCAACAGAAGAUCCAGAGAAUGAAGAAGAAACAGAACAACAUCAACAAGGUGGUGUUUUGACGAUUCAGACUCCGAGUCAAAUGGCGAUUCAAGUAAGAAAAACAGCCCCAACUUCCACAGCACUCACAACAAAAUCAAACACAACCACUGUAGCAAAAAGGGCAUCAACAAAAGACAGACACACAAAAGUUGAAGGAAGAGGAAGAAGAAUUCGUAUGCCAGCAACAUGUGCAGCAAGGAUUUUCCAGUUAACUCGUGAGCUUGGUCAUAAAUCAGAUGGUGAAACAAUAAGAUGGUUGCUAGAACAUGCUGAACCAUCUAUUAUCCAAGCUACAGGUACUGGCACCAUCCCAGCUAUUGCUAUGUCAAUUGGUGGUACACUCAAAAUCCCCACAACCUCACCUGCAGCACCAGAUGGUGGUGAUAUUACAAAGAAGAAGAGAAAAAGACCUACAACUUCUGAUUUCUUUGAACCAGUUUCUUUAAAUGGUGGGAAUGUUUCAAUUUCAUCUGGGUUAGCUCCAAUUGGUGGUGGUGGUGGGAGUAAUUUUCCAAUACCUUCUUCAUCUGGUGCUGGGAUGGUUAAUACUCAACAUGGGUUAGUUCCUAUGUGGGCUGUGAGUACAGGUGGGAGAAUUUCGCCAUCAAAUGCUGUUGCUGCUGGUACUUUUUGGAUGAUUCCACAGGGAACAACUAUUACUCCUGGAGUUGUUGCUGGAAGUCCAAAUAUGCAACAAGGAGCUGCUCCUCAGUUAUGGGCAUUUCCUGCUCCUGCAGCUGCUGCUGCUAAUGUUUCUGCUAGACCAAUUUCUACUUUUGUUUCUGCUAUGCAACCAAAUUCAACUGGGUUUGCUUUUGUUGAUGGGUCUCAAACUCCAAUAUCCACUGAUGCUUCUACAACCACUAUGGCUCCUAGUUCAGCUUCAACCACAACAGAUACUAGUACUGCUGCUGCUGCCAAUUCAGGUCCUCCUCCACAAAUGCUUAGAGAUUUUUCUUUGCAAAUUUAUGAUAAACAAGAACUUCAAUUCAUGGGUGGUAGUGGUAAUAGUAGUCAUUCUACACGGCAACAACAACAACAGCAGCAGCCCGAAGAGAAUACAAGUUAGAGAAUGGGGGAUUGAUUCUCUUGCUCAGAAGAAUAUUUUAUAAAGGGUUUGGUUUAUUUUGUUCUUUUUGUCUGUGAUUAAGGAAAGAAUUAGGGUUUAUCUUUUGGGGUUUUUGAAAUAGUUUUUUUCUAACAGUUCUUCAGUGCAAAGUCUCCAAAUCCACCAUUAAUGAAAAAUUCCUUCAUCAAC
Molecule: messenger RNA, 1781 nt
Organism: Papaver somniferum (opium poppy)
Lineage: Eukaryota; Viridiplantae; Streptophyta; Magnoliopsida; Ranunculales; Papaveraceae
Product: transcription factor TCP19-like
Exons: 2
Coding region: 234-1592 (452 amino acids)
Cellular component (GO): nucleus
Molecular function (GO): sequence-specific DNA binding; DNA-binding transcription factor activity
Source: RefSeq, a predicted model, not a curated record